AGUUGUGACCAAUAUGGACGCUCGUAGUCUAUAGUGUUAUACGUCAGAAAGAAAGCUCAACAGUUUACAUUGAUAUUUCGUCUGUGAAACAUACACAUACCAACUGGAAUAGCAUUCUGCGUUAAACAGUUCCAUGUUUACUUAGGCGAUGGAUUUUCAGUGUUUUGUGUAACGCUCGAGGAUUAUUUGUGCUACCAACGUGCGUCCCUUAUUCACACUUUCUUUCUCGUCAUCUUUCGAUGUUCAAACAAAAACCACUGCUUUCCCGAAGGAGGAGCACAACAAUACAAGUCGGGAAAAUGGCCUUUUGGCCAAAGAUUCGAUUUGGUUGUGGAAAUUUUAGUGUUUGGUGUUUCAUGUUAUUGUGUCUUCCAUUGUUUGCCACACUCUCGUCUCAAUCCAGUGCCUGCCCAGUCACUUGUUCAUGCCUUGGCACCCUGGUUGAUUGUAGCAAACAGGGGCUUACCCAAGUGCCCAAAGAUUUACCUCUAUGGACUGAAGUCUUGGAACUACAAGAAAACCUCAUUAAUACAUUCAGCUCUUACCAGUUUAGUCAUCUCAAGAAUCUGCAACGUUUAGAUCUCAGCAACAACAGAGUAAAAUUCGUCGUACCCGGUUCCCUCGCAAACUUAAUCCACUUAAAUGAAGUAAAAUUGAACCAUAACCAGAUGGUGGAAAUUCCUGAUCUAGGACCGCUCGUCAAUCUUUCGUCAUUAAAUCUGGCUCACAACGAAAUCUUAUCAAUGAACAGCACGUGGUUAGCGCAAACCAAGUCUCUUAAGAACCUAGAUCUCAGCCACAACAAGCUCUACGAGCUUCCUGCCGGAAUAUUCGCCAAUGGUAGCCGCCUCCAGAUCUUGAAUUUGAGCAACAACAGACUACAAUACAUGGAUAAAGGUUGUUUUUACAACCUGACGGCGCUCGUUGAUUUGAAAUUAGGACGCAACAGGAUUACUUCUCUUCCUAAAGAGCUGUUUAAGAGACUUUCGGCCCUUAAAGUUCUGGAACUGAAUCGGAAUCGUCUGACAAAGAUAGAAGGAUUGACAUUCGAUGGCCUCCUUUCGUUGAUUGCCCUACGCCUUCGUCGAAAUGAAAUCAGUCAACUCUUCGACGGCGCGUUUUUUGGGCUAUCGUCGAUCCAACAAUUGCAACUGGAUUUCAACAACAUCACGACAGUGACCAAAGCUUGGCUCUACGGCUUGAAUUCGAUGCAGCAGCUGGGCUUGAGCAACAACCACAUCUCGACCGUGGACAAGGACGCCUGGGAGUUUUGCCAACAGAUGUGGGAGCUGGAUUUAUCGCACAAUGAUCUGGUUUCGGUCGAGAAGUCUUCCUUAACCAAACUGUCGAAGCUUCGGCAACUGAUCGUCGAUCAUAACAAAAUCUCCUAUGUCGAGGAAGGAGCAUUUGCCAAUCUACCAUCGCUGCAAAUACUUGAACUUAAUAAUAACGAAAUAUCCUGGACCAUCGAAGACACGAAUGGAACGUUCACCGAGCUUAGCCAAGUGACCAAACUCGGCCUAGCCGCCAAUCGCAUUAAAUCAGUCGCUCGCAAAGCUUUUGCAGGAAUGCAAGGUCUCAAAAUUCUCGACUUGCAAGAUAACGCCAUUGCAACCAUCCAAGACGGAGCCUUUUCUGAGCUGUCAGCGCUUGAGGAGUUGCGACUUAAUAGCAGCAGCCUCCUAUGUGAUUGUCAACUGAAAUGGCUCCCACCGUGGCUGGAUGCAAAUGGCGCACUGGCUGCAACAGUAGAUCUUAAGUGCGGACACCCUGAACCACUGGUCGGUUCAGUCGUUCAAAAUGUAUCCAUUCAUAAUUUUACAUGUGAUGACUUUCCCAAACCCUUUAUCACGGAAGAACCCAUAACUAAAGUGGCCUUGAAAGAAGAAAACGUUACUUUGACAUGCAAAGCUGAAUCGACAUCGGCGGCAUCCCCUAUGAAUGCUAUCUGGAAGAAAGAUAAUCUGGUUUUCAGAGGCAGUCAGGUAGUAACAUUCGCUCGUUCGCCGGACGGGCGCACUAAUCUCAUGACGUCGGUGCUUCUACUUCAAAACAUUACCGACGAAGACGCUGGGCGUUAUCAAUGCAUUGUGUCAAAUGAUUUUGGAUCGACCUACUCUUCCCGAGCUAAGAUAACCGUCCAUGUUUUUCCAACCUUUACAAAAACGCCGGUUGAUAUCCGAGUGAAAGCAGGGAAUACUGCUCGGCUAGAAUGCCACGCAGAAGGGUCCCCGCCACCUGAGAUAGCUUGGAAAAAGGAUGGAGGCGAUGACUUUCCCGCUGCACGUGAGCGACGCAUGCAUGUCAUGUCAAAUGAUGAUGUGUUUUUCAUCGUGAACGUCAAGGCAGCCGACAUGGGUGUUUACUCUUGCACCGCUCAAAACGUGGCUGGUGUCAUCGUGGCAAAUGCGACGCUCACUGUUCUUGAAACCCCUUCGUUUGUUAAACAAAUGGAAGACAGGGAGAUCGUAUCUGGCGAAACUACAGUGUUAGAGUGUAUGGCGGCUGGUUCUCCCAAACCUCGAUUGAACUGGACUAAAGAUGGUGGGCCAUUAGUUGCCACCGAGAGGCAUUUCUUCACAGCCGAUAGCCAACUCUUGAUUAUCGUUCACACAAGAGCAACCGAUGCCGGUCGAUAUGAGUGUGAAAUGUCGAACCCCCUUGGAGUCGAAAGAGAUUCUAGCAUGUUGACGGUUAUUCCAACGUUGCUGGCGUCGGGAGAAAGAGAAGACGAAUCGGCCACUAUUGGAAUCAUAAUUAUUGCUGUUGUUUGCUGUGUCGUGGGCACAUCGAUCGUGUGGGUGAUCAUCAUCCAUCAGACGCGGAAGAGAGCGCAAAUCAAUGCCCUCUCGUCUCCAUCCUCUACAUUACCAAACCAACCGCUGCAUGCGACGCCAAGUGUGCCGUUCCCUGGAGUCGAAUUCAUGGCUGCGGAGAGUGAUGACCCAGAUCUUAACAUCGAUAUAGACAGUAUUCCAACGGCUAUCUUAUAUCCACCUGAUUUGGAAAUCCUAGCAUUCAAGGGAAGUGUCGGAUCGACUGGUCAGCUCUACACCUAUUUAGCCGAUAACAAUUCCGACUCUGAGCAUUCGAGCAGCAAAGAUAGCGGAACAGGUGAUUCUGGAAGACGCAGCAACAGCAACGAGGAUGUGACAGUGCUCAACGAUAACACCGUCAAUCACAGUUUGCGAAGUUUAAACACUGCCGUUACCGAGGCUUCCAGUAGCACGAUAUCCGCUCGUUUGCCCUGCAGAUCCAAUCGUCCACGCCACAACUAUUCCAACGCUAACUGUACGCGAACACUCAGCACCUUUGUGCCUCAGCCAAGAGCGAACGUCCACUUUACCGAGCCUGAACAUUCGAACAGACCACCCCAUGCACGAGGACGAAUGUCACUUUAUGAAGACCGAUGUGCGCGGAAUUCUCAUCACUCGAUGGGAUCCCCGGUUGCCAAUUACAGUCUGGCGCGGCAUGAAGUUUAAAAUUUCUGUAAUUAACAUCUCCCGUAAUCCAGAUGUCAUCCCCCUCCAAAUCUGUGAAUAAUUUGUGGCCUUGUUCAAGUGGGCGUUAGUGCAUAUUUAAAGUUGUAUGCAAAAAUGUACCGAUCAACCUAGUCGUGUUACAACCUUCAUCGUAUAAGAUUGUAUCAAAAAAAAUUUGUGCUUCAAACAGUUCUGCAAUGUAGCCUUGGAAAAUUAUCGUUAAAAAUACUGCGGUAUGUGUUGCUGCUGUGGAAACUCGUUGUUCAUGAAAUCUUGUUCGGAAAAGCUUUUAAUUGUCCCGCCUUUUGCGUUGAUUUCAACAGGCCGCUAAGUAUAUCGGAAGUGACUGUAUCUGAAAUUUAACCAUUGUAUUUUAUGUGAUGAAUCAUGCUCGCACGUUGAAUUUUGUGAAUUACGUUGUCAAUAAAUUUGCCUUUAAUGAUCGAAUAGACUUUAUACUAGAG
Daphnia carinata is the source of this 3946-nucleotide messenger RNA. It is a transcript of the gene lbk, whose product is annotated as leucine-rich repeats and immunoglobulin-like domains protein 3. The transcript is spliced from 13 exons. The record is from RefSeq and is a predicted model, not a curated record. Gene Ontology annotation, molecular function: protein binding. NCBI's taxonomy places the organism in Eukaryota, Metazoa, Arthropoda, Branchiopoda, Diplostraca, Daphniidae. The coding region runs from base 240 to 3482 and encodes 1080 amino acids.